AUGGCGAUACAACCAACAAGUGCAAACACUUCAAUCAAGAGCCUUUCGCAGAAGCUCCGGGAUCUCGGCCGGUUCAAGCAUAAGAACGAAGAGAAACUAGAGGAAGAAUUCGAAAUCGUCCACACUCCAGACCGGCCUUCCAGGCACAUUUCGCCGAUUGAGGCGCCUACUGAGGAAGAGUGUGGCGACGAGAUUGCAAGGUGGCAGCGCGCCUCACUCAAAGCACGCAGAAGCAUGUUUACAAGAGGCCAAUAUGGGCGGGCGGACAUGCAGGAUGGCUCCGCUGUUAACACCGAGAGCGAUGACGACGCGGAUGAGCAUGCCCGGCAUCACCUUGCCUCGGAUCUGGCACUCGGGAGGGAGGUGGGACGAGGUGGUUGUGGCCAGCAACCGGCACUGCACCACCACCGACCCCUAAAGCCUGUGACACCGAGACAGACAGGGCAAACCGAAGUCGCAAGACAAGAAGUUCCUCAACAAGCACAAGCCACAGCUAUAGGGGCUCAACAUGGCAGUGACAGAGCGAAGUGCGCAAAGUUCCCGGCUGCCCCCGCCCCUUUAUUCUCCGGCACGCCGAGGUCUGCACCGACAAGCCAUCCACGAAGCGUCAGUCCGGCGCUGGCAACUGUCGUAGGAGACAGCAGCCUGGCCAGAGCACGGUACACCGGAGGUAAGCAUCUCUACACGGACGAGGAGGAUGUGGAAAGCCCCGUUGACGUGGAGAAAUUAGCGCGCAUCGACAUAUACCGCCGCGGUUCCUGCCCCUUCUGCCGCAAGUUCUUUGGCAACAACCCGCUUCCCCUGUUCUGCCCAUACCCUGACUGCAAGAGGGAUUUGAGGAAAUGUCUGGAGUAUCCCAACCGCAGGGAGGUAGAAAAAGCGCCGCCCAGGCUGCGGCAGAGGACCUACUCUUAUGCACAGCCGGGGGCUGAUGUCAGGACGAUGGACCAGGGGAUGUCAACCCGCCAACCUGUCCCCAGUCUCACAGUCGAGGCGCCCACGCCCAUAGAAGACCAACUAUCAACGAGACUCGGCGCUCCUCCAUCACCGCCGUCUGCGUCAGUAUCAGCACGAAGGCAGAGAUCUCCCUCUCCCUAUAGAGAGCUCCGCACAAUUUGUCCCACACCUUCAGGCUUCUACGACCUAGGCCAGCCCAUCCAACCAUCGACGCUAGAAAGGCAAAAAUACAUCGACAAACCUCUCCCCCCACCCCCUAUACCACCAGCCCGGUCGGAAAGGAGGCCGCCGCCGCCGCCGCCGCCCCAUUUAUCGCUGCCCCAUUUAUCGCCGCCCACAUCUCUUUACGAGUCCAUCUCGGCACGCCAUCAACAGCUGUACAGACCCUCUCAGCAACAGCAGCAGCAGUACAUCACCUCCCAGAUGAAAGCAACACCGCCCACCCCCAACACCUCAUCCCAAUCCCACUCCUCCACUCCGCCCGCCUCCCCGUCUCCGUGCUCAAGCAACGCCACAAGCAGCAGCAGCAGCACUCGCACCGAUAAUACCCCGUCCGGGGCUUCUUCUUCUCGUGCCGUGGGAGAUCUGAUUUCCACGUCUAAACAUCACAAUCGCGAGCAACAGCAACACGGCAAGUCCUCGUCAACUGCCACCGCGGCCAUGUCCACCUGUGGCACUGCGCAUCACUCUCAUUCCACAUCUUCAAGCAGUGACGACCGAAAUGGGGGAAGCAGAUUGACGACUCGCAGAUCAACCAGGUCAAGGUCGUCGUACACGACGGUAGACGACAGAGAGUUUCUGGCGUGGAAGACGCCGCGAGAGGUGGCGCAGUUUGAGAGGGAGCGGAGGGACAAGGGGGAUGAUGCUGAGUUAUUUAUGGAUAUUAUUGGUGAAUAUGGGGAUGGGGAUUAUCGGGGGAGGGAACUUGGAAGGAAGGGGUUCAUUUAG
Molecule: messenger RNA, 1905 nt
Organism: Parathielavia appendiculata
Lineage: Eukaryota; Fungi; Ascomycota; Sordariomycetes; Sordariales; Chaetomiaceae
Exons: 2
Coding region: 1-1905 (634 amino acids)
Source: RefSeq, a predicted model, not a curated record